AUGGGUUCAUGCAUAGCAAAGAAACAAAAGGAAGAGGUUCACAGCAGAAAUACUUCAAAAUUAAAAGUAAUCAUCCCUAAAAACUAAAUGUUGGAAAGUAUGUGCACUCAUUUAUUUUGUCAGGCAACCCUGUCUAUGCUGAAAUGCCUUUCGAUUAGGGGGAUUGCUUUCAAUUAAAUAAGAACUUAUUCAAAGACGAAUACAUAAUUAUUGAUUCCCAUCCUUUUCUGUCCACAGACUAUGGGAUUUAUCAGUGGUGCUAUAGCAAAAAGACCGAUUCUCGAAAGCUUGUCAAAACCAUAAAAAAAACGGAAGAUCCCAAGUCAGAUGAACCUGUUCUGAUCCUGAAAAACAUUCACAUGAUGCAAUAUCUAGUAAAUUUACCGUAAAAGCAAGGAUCAUCCAAAUAUUGCCAAAAUGGUUGAAUACUUUAAUGAAAGCUUAUACUACUACAUCGUUUAUGAGGAUUAUGAAGGUGGUAAUCUAUUGAGUAGGAUGAUAACUAGAGGAGAAAACCCGGAACAAAUGGCUGCCAUCAUAAUAGAGUAAGUUUUAAGCACUCUUUUUUAUUUACAUUCAAAAAAUAUCAUUUAUCGUUUUCUGAGUAAUAUUCCCAUAACUAUUAGAUCACAACGCCCUUCUCUGUGACGAUAAACUCAAUGUCACCUUUGUAGAAUUCGGGGCUGCCAAAAAAAUCUCACAAUAUAUAUAACUACCAGUCGGAGACCAACAUUAUUAAUCACCAGAGAUGUUGAAUGGAAAUUAUAGUUUCAAAUCAGACAUUUGGUCUGUCGGAGUCCUCUUGCAUUUUCUACUCUCUGGAGCCAUGCCCUUUGAUGGAGUCAUGGCAUCCUCCAUCAAGAAUUCCAUAAUGAGAGGCAUAGUCAAACUAGAAGAUACCUUCGAUUGGGAUAAAAUCCCAGAUGCAAAAGAAUUUGUCAGAAAAUUGUUAAACUUCUCUCAAAAUCAACGACCCACUGCUGCCGAUGCUCUCAAGGACAGAUGGAUUGAAAAAGCAAAAUUAAAAAAGUUGGCCUUGAAAAUAAAUCCUGCCUUAACCAAUCUUCGUAAAUUCUAGAAAUGUGAAGUCCUAGUCGAAGCCAUCAUCAUGUAAAUAGUUUAAAUGACUCUUACUUAAGAAUAGAAGGGAGAGAUCUUAUAAAUAUUUUAGGAAUUUGACUCUAAUAGAGAUGGUAAAAUUUCAACAUAAGAACUAAUUGAAGGUACUUAUUGCAUCAUAGAUAGAGGAUAUAAAAAAUAUUAAACGAGUACUAAGUUGGAGGAUUAGGACAUUGAAAAAUUGGUUAAGAAGAUCGACUCCAAUGGAAAUGGCUAUCUAGAUUACACUGGUAUUAGUAUGAUCUAUCAUUCAGAAUUCUUAUUGGCUUGUCAAGACAAGAAGAAAUUAUUGACAGUCGAGAAAUUGAAAUUGGUCUUUGCUUAAUUGGAUGUCGAUAAGGACAAUGCCUUGUCCAUGAUGGAAAUGAGAAGAAUUUUUGGAGGCAACAGAAUUAGCGAUAAAAAUUGGCACAAUAUUCUUAGCAAAACCAAUUUACAAUAAAAAUCUGUCUUAACAGAAUAAGAGUUCUUAGAAUUUAUAAUCAAAACUAUGUAAAAUGAUCAUUCCUUCUAGUGA
Molecule: messenger RNA, 1636 nt
Organism: Paramecium octaurelia
Lineage: Eukaryota; Ciliophora; Oligohymenophorea; Peniculida; Parameciidae
Source: the annotation of a GenBank genome assembly